Echinococcus granulosus is the source of this 2184-nucleotide messenger RNA. Its product is annotated as DnaJ subfamily B member. The record is from RefSeq and is a predicted model, not a curated record. The transcript is spliced from 12 exons. Gene Ontology annotation, cellular component: endoplasmic reticulum membrane. Gene Ontology annotation, molecular function: catalytic activity; Hsp70 protein binding. The coding region runs from base 1 to 2184 and encodes 727 amino acids. Lineage: Eukaryota; Metazoa; Platyhelminthes; Cestoda; Cyclophyllidea; Taeniidae. Gene Ontology annotation, biological process: cellular response to misfolded protein.
AUGGAGGCAAAUCGUGAUGCUGCGGUUCUUUGUGUGGAACGGGCUGUUUCAUAUUUCAAACAGGGUAAUACCACAGAGGCGAUGCGAUUUGCUAAAAAGGCGAAAAACCUGUUUCCUGGGGUCAAUAUUCCCGACUUCAUAUCACUUGGCAAUGGAGACACAGAUGUAAGGAGGCGUAGGUCUGUUAGCCACUCGAGAAAUGAGUCCGUAAACGGGGAAUCUCGUCGGUCACGCGAAAGAUCGGAAGAGAAGAGUUUUACAAAGUCUCAAGUCGAAUCUGUUCGCCGAAUUAUGGCUUGUCAAGAUCUCUACUCCGUAUUGGGGGUUCCUAAAGACGCUACCGAGGAUGAUAUUAAACGAGCCUACAAAAGGUACCGCUUCCGUUUGCUGGUUUCGUCACCCUGCUUUAGCUUGGCGCGACGUUUUCAUCCGGAUAAAAACAAGGCGCCCGGUGCAACAGAAGCUUUUAAAAAAAUUGGCAAUGCUUUUAAUGUUCUAGUAGACGCCGAGAAACGUCGUCACUACGAUCAAUUCGGCACGGUUGAUGAGGAGCGCCCCCCUGUUACACGUCGACACGGUGUUUAUACUUUUGAUGGCAACACCGGAUUUGACGCUGAAUUUAUCAAUAUGUUCUUCAAUGGUGGCUUUCCAUUCGCGCAGAAUGUAAGAUACACGCGACACGCGCAGCAUCACGACUCCAAUCAUGAGAAUAAUUAUUUCGCCUACAUCCAAAUUUUACCACUUCUUAUCCUGUUCGGACUCUCAUUCCUCAGUAAUUUUCUUGUCAAAGAUCCCGUCUUUAGUCUUCAGCGGACUUCAAAGUACACUGUACAACGUCACACGCAAGCUCACAGCUUGCCCUAUUAUGUAAAGGAAACCUUUCCACAGGAAUACGACGGGUCCAUACGUCAUAUAGAAAAUCAAGUGCUUGAACAACAUCUAUACGUUCUCCGCGAUAAGUGCUUCAAGGAACGCGCACAAAAAGAAGCCCUAUUAUAUCGAGCUCGCUAUACUCGGGACGAAGCAGCCUACGAACAUGCGAAACGCUUCCCUACGCCAAGCUGUGAUCGAAUGCUCCAUCUCAAGAUGCAGAUAGGGAGCUUAAUUGCGAGGGGGUCGAUGCUGCGCUUAUUGACGUGUCUAGUGCCAAGAAGUGUUUCCACAGUGAUACCGAGCGAACGUCUAUGGCGUUCCUUUCUCUACGUGCCUGGAGAUCAAGAGAGGAAGAUCAAGAAAAUGAAGAGAAUAUGUAACACUACCGAACUCUCUUCCUCCAUUCCAGAUCUCAUUGUUCUCGACUGCGAAGAUGCCGUCUCUGCUGAAAAUAAGGCACUGGCUCGCAAAACUAUCGCUUCGUCGCUACAGGCACGAGAUUUUGAAAGGUACCGAGCGCAUUUACUGCGAGGACUUUCGCUACGCAUUAAUGCACCCUCAACGGGUCUGGCUGCAGAUGAUCUCUACAUUGUUCUUUCAACUGCUGCAGAGACCAUGAAGGCCGAUGGUGGUAUCUGGCCGGGUCCUGACUACAUCUCUAUACCGAAAACUGAGUCUGUUGCUGAUCUACAUUGGGUGGAGUCCCAAGUAAUGAAGAUAUUUCAGAAACAUCCCAUUGCGACAAUUCCUAACCUAGCUCUCAUCGGGAUGAUUGAAUCAGCUAGCAGCCUGAUGAAUAUGCGAGAGAUUUGCAGGGAUGCUCGAAAAACCCUUAAACUCCCCCUGGUCGCUAUGGUUUUCGGUUCUGACGACUACUGUGCCAGUCUAGGCGUUACUCACUCACAAAGUCGCCAGGAGGCGCUAUUCGCGCGGCAAUAUUUGGUGACAAUGUGUAAAGCUUAUGGGCUAGCCUCUCUGGAUAUGGUUGAGACGGACUUAAAUAAUAUGGAAGCCUUCCGCCUUAACUGUGACUUUGGCGCACGACUGGGUUACGAUGGAAAGCAGCUGAUUCAUCCGAAGCAAGUCGAACCGGCCAACGCAGCGUACGCACCGAGCCCAGAGCGAAUCGAAUGGGCCACCAAGGUGGUGGAGGCGGCGGCAGCACAUACCACUUUAUCCUCUGUCUCUACCUCUGCGGAUGCGAAAACUGCAGAUCGUUCAGCUCUUGACGCCGUUGUGAUGUUUCAAUCACCUCUCAAGUGUUACCACGGGUCAUUGUCAUUGUUCUUUGGCCCCAAUAAUCAGAAAUAG